CCGCGCUCCAGUCCGCUUUGUGGAUUCUCUAUUCGCGUAUCCAAACAACCCCUUUGCCCACCUUCGUCAUGACUUCCGUUCCCUGCAAACCUCUUCUUCAAUCUCCCAUUCAGUGAGCGGGAGGAGGGAGAAGACGAACACCGAGGAGCUCAGGGUCACGGCCAUGGCGUCCAAUUCGGAACCUAGCGAAACCAGAGAAGAAGGAGAAGCAUCAUGCUCGGACAACGACACUCAUGAUACGCAUCCUGUUUGUUCUGCUAUGCCUGCUUCAGUCCCAUCACCAAUAUCAUCCAUUCUUCCCCCAUGCAACGCAGAGAUCCAGGCUGGACCAUAUCCUGAACGAUUAGUAAUGGGCAUGGACAUAGAACCUCAUGAGUUGAUUGCAAUAUUGACCCUCUUAUGUGCGUCACAAUGCCAGUUUGUAUUAAUCUUAGAUAGCGUAAUGAAGGGACAGAGGAGAAUAGGGAAUCAAUCACCACACCUUAGACACCAGAUUAGGCAGCUGAAUUUUUUUCGGCUCAUUCACGAGGAUGACUUAGCUUGUUGAGAAAGUACAAGAAUGGAUAGGAGAGGUUUUGCUAUACUCUGUACCAUGCUAAGAACAACUGGGGGGUUGUCAGUGACUCAAUAUGUAGACGUCGAGGAGAUGAUCGCUAUUGUCCUUCAUAUCCUAGCACAUGGUGUUAAGAAUAAAGUCAUUUGACGACACAUUUCAAAGUCUGGUGAGACAAUGUCUGGACUCUUCAAAUCUGUCCUAAACGCCAUCCUUAGACUUCACACAAUCCUUUUGAAGACACCCGAGCCAGUAAAUAACUCCUGUACCGACGAGAGGUGGUGAUGGUUUCAGGUAUAUAAAAUUUACUAUUUUCUUCUUACAAGCAGUGAUGGCUAAAUCGACUAUUUAAAGUUUUUCUCUUCUCAUAAUAGAAUUGUCUAGGUGCAUUGGACUGUAUGCACAUUAAGGUCAACGUAAGUGUGACUGAUCGCCCAAGGUACAGGACUAGGAUGGGUGACAUUGCAACAAACGUGCUUGCUGUAU
This is a messenger RNA of Momordica charantia (bitter melon), 1039 nucleotides long. Lineage: Eukaryota; Viridiplantae; Streptophyta; Magnoliopsida; Cucurbitales; Cucurbitaceae. The record is from RefSeq and is a predicted model, not a curated record.